Rhizophagus irregularis DAOM 181602=DAOM 197198 is the source of this 276-nucleotide messenger RNA. NCBI's taxonomy places the organism in Eukaryota, Fungi, Glomeromycota, Glomeromycetes, Glomerales, Glomeraceae. The record is from RefSeq and is a predicted model, not a curated record.
AUGUCCGUCCCAACUUCGCUAAAUACAUUGUCUCAAGUUGAUACAUAUUCUGAAGAACAUCAGGAUCAGAAUCAUGGAAAAUCUUGUAAUUAUUGUUCGAAGUAUUGGGGACGUGGACGUCUAGGAGAAAUGGAAGCACAUCUUGCCAAUACUUGUUCUGAAGUCCCCAAUGAUAUUAAAGAUUAUUGGCAAGAAAUACUUGCAAGCAAGAUUAAUAAUUAUAAAAGAACAAACAAUACAAAAAGUUCUAAUUUAAAGCAACAUAAUAAAAUUUGA